AUGCCAAACCUGCUUGCGCGGAUUAACCGCUCGUUUGGUGAAAAGCACCGCCACGCUGUGUCAGCGUCGGGUGAGUCGCCGUUGCCAUCGCCGUCGCCUUCAUCGCCUGCGCCGCUACCAGAAACUUCGGAGGAUGCACUAGCAGAAGGUUUGGGAAUGACGCGGUCAUCGAGCAUCACCUCUACGCCGUCGAUAUCGUCGACGAACCGCAACACAUUGAAAAGUCUUAAUGCCAAGCUGCGCUCGAUACGACUCGGCCCAGGCUCCAAAGAUCAUGCAACUGUUGGCACUGCACCAAAGGGAGACGAGUCGUCGCCGAAUCACUUGGGUGCAGCGGACGGCCAGGAGUCGGCUGCACCGUCGCGACAGUCCUUCGCAGGGAUCCGCCUAUCGCUGGAUCGAGGCAGUCGAAAGUCUUCCAUAUCAACAAUCCCUGUCGAUAUCGCCGAUAUGAGCAGCGCUGCUCUCACGGACAAAACGUCUGCGACGCGCGACAAGUCUAUGGGAUCUUCGGAUUUGCCCCGCGACAGUGUCGCACAUACACCUGUGUCUCGAGAUAAACCAUUCCCAUUGGUUCCAUCUGGCUCUCAGAGCAGCAGCCCAGCGAAACCCCCAGCCGGUUCGGCUCCGACUACGCAAAGCCAAGAAACUCGUCCUCCUGCACGUGCACCACCAACGCCACCUAAACCCACUGCCCACUCGAAUGACAUGUACAGCCAACACGAUGGUGUGCCGAUUGUACCACCGCCCGCAGAUGAUGAGCGCAAGACCCCUAUGCAUUUUGCUUCACCUGUCACUGCGCCUGCUUCUUCGCCCGUGCCUGUGCCUGUGCCUUUAGUGCGGUGCGCUCAUGCCUCAUCAUCGUCGUUGCAAGCGCCUCACUCAUCGUCCCCCUCGUCCUCAAUGGGGCCAGGGUCGUUCGAGUCACAAUCCACACAGCAAGGCGCGCGCCAACCUCGACAGGAUGUUUUCCAUUCGAUUUCGUCUGAUGACGAGUCACAACAGCCAUGGGCCACGACCAACACCAUGAAUUUAGUUCCUCCGUCCGCCGAGUCUGCGUACCCUAUGAACUCGAGCGCGAGUGAAAUGCCUACAGAGCGGAAUCGGGAAGCAUGUGGAAUACCGACAUCGACAUCUGCCAUCGAAUACGACACGCGCAGCUCACAGGGCGUCUUUGGCACAUUUAGCAAACGUGGCUUGGAUGUCAUGGGCCGUCUGCGGGCAUCGCAAAACUUGCAUCGCCGUCCAUCACCACGACAUGAUCCGAGUAAGAGUGAAGCACGCCGGAGAUCGCUCUUCGUGCCGAUUCUGAGCCGGAGCACGGAUUCUCACAAGACAGCGACGGUGCAGUCUCCCACGCGUGCAUGGCUCGACUGGCUCGAGUCACCGGGGCUUGUUCCCCCACGGUCCACCAAACUGCGCGGAUUCCGCUCGUCUUCGAUGCUUUCCAGCUCCUCCAGCACGCAAUCGUUGCGGACCAGUCCCACAGCUAUUUCGCCCACGGAAGAAACACCUCACGCCCUUUUUGGCACCCCGCUUCGCGAUGUUGUGUCUUCGCCUCCACACUCGUAUGCCUCGAGCACGACGCCCGUAUCCCCAGACUUGACGCUAGAUGACCGCCCGCCCUUGCUGAGCCGAGCGGAGGCGCAGCAACUGGUCAUUCCUCGCCUUGUGACACGCUGUGUAGAGAGCUUGGAGAAAUGGGGGGUUCAUGAAGAAGGCUUGUACCGCGUUCCUGGGCGUUCGUCCCAUGCAUCCAAACUACGUGCCCUGUGGAAUCUGCCAGGUACAGACCUCAACAUGGCCGAGAUUGGGCCAGCAGACCUUGAUGUUCAUGCUGUAUGCAGUGUGUUGAAGAUGUACUUGCGUGAGCUGCCGACUUCAUUCAUUCCACACGACACAGCCACAGCCAUGGACCGCAUUUGCACGGACAUGGUCAGCGCCCCGGGGAGCAAUGAGACGGCGCUAGGCCCCUUGCAAAUGAAAGACCAGACGGCUUUGAUCACACAGCUCGAGCCCCACAUUCAAUGCAUACCCUACUUUGAAUGGUAUCUCUUGCGAGAAAUGGCCGAGCACCUGGGCGUGCUGACACAGCCAGAGAAUGUCGCGAGGACAAAAAUGACGCUCUCGAACCUGGCGCUGGUCCUAGCCCCGUCGCUUCAAAUAUCGGCGCUUCUCAUGAUGACGCUUGUUCAGAUGAGAGGCGCGCUGUUCACUUACGAGACUCGGCCCAUGUCCAGCCCGCCACCUUAUCCCGCCAGUUGUGGAUCUCCAACCCCGCCUUCUUCUCAAGUCACGCCUGAGAAACCACGCCCUAGCACUUUGUCUGCAGAAAGCGCAAUGGCCUCCCAAGCAUCCUUGUCUUCGUCACCACCACCUGCAUCCUCAGCAACCUCAGCAACAAACUCUCCACGGCCUUUAAAGACAAAACCAAUACCGACUCGGCCUCUUCCUCCUGUGAAGAACGCAAGCAUCGCGAGCCACGCUACAGGUGCCAAUGUGGGGAGCCAAAGUAACCAACAUCCCCCACACUAUUCCAACGCGCAGUUCGCGGACGCUAGUACUGAACCCGCAGCUGCUGUGGACGUAGACGCAGAAGAUGUGCCUACGUUACGGCCACUGCAGCCACCACAGCCACCACCUCUCAGCACCGAAGUGGACACUGAGUGGGGUGAAGUGAUGAAUGAGGUUCAUCCAGCCGAACUUCAUGACGAUGCACCGCAGCCAAAUCCGGCUUCGCGCAUUUCUGCGGAUCAAGCGUACAAUCCUGAGGAUACAGAAUCGAUUGAUGCACCACCCUCAUCCCCUACGGCUUCCACCCAACUACCUAUUGCACAGCGGUUCUCGCAGCCUCGAAGCUCCAUUCUCUUUGAUACGCGUUCACCUUAA
Malassezia globosa CBS 7966 is the source of this 2889-nucleotide messenger RNA. RefSeq lists its product as uncharacterized. The transcript has a single exon. Gene Ontology annotation, biological process: small GTPase-mediated signal transduction. Gene Ontology annotation, molecular function: GTPase activator activity; small GTPase binding. Bases 1 to 2889 code for a protein of 962 amino acids. The record is from RefSeq and is a predicted model, not a curated record. NCBI's taxonomy places the organism in Eukaryota, Fungi, Basidiomycota, Malasseziomycetes, Malasseziales, Malasseziaceae.